Phodopus roborovskii (desert hamster) is the source of this 1946-nucleotide messenger RNA. RefSeq names its product fin bud initiation factor homolog (gene Fibin). NCBI's taxonomy places the organism in Eukaryota, Metazoa, Chordata, Mammalia, Rodentia, Cricetidae. The transcript has a single exon. Bases 512 to 1165 code for a protein of 217 amino acids. The record is from RefSeq and is a predicted model, not a curated record.
GUACCUUUAAUAAGGGACCUGGUGAGAGUGCUUUCUUUCCAAACUUGUUCCCUGGCUUCCAAGUGACGAAAUGAGCUGUAAUUUGAGAGCCUUGCAAUCCUCAGGAUAUCUUUAGCCAAAGGGAAAACUCUGUAUUCCCACCCAGACCAGGGGUUGAAAUAGUACCAGAGUGUAUGAACAGCUUCUCAUAGCUACUAGCUCCAUCUCCCUGGAAUCAGAGGGAACUCCGAAGGUGACCGCAGAGCAGUGGGUCCCCACAUUGGAGAGAGCGAUCUAGCUGGAAAAGCCAAGGCUGAGGUCCAACAGCCUAAAAGAAAGAGGAGCCGGGACAGAGAGGAGCUGGUGCUGAACAAAGCUGCACAGAGACACAUGAAGCCUGCGCGGGAACCAGGAUUAGAGAAGAGCAAACUGGCUGCGCCUAAGGAGGGCGCGGUUACUGGGAGCCACUGACUCCCCGGGGUGGACCCCUUUCCUUGUUCCUGAACUAAAACUCUUCUCCUAAAUAUCCAGAAUGGUGAUCCCGAAGUUGAUCUGGAUGGGUUUCUUCUGCCACCUGUGUCGAGGCUACUUUGAUGGUCCCCUGUACCCAGAAAUGUCUAAUGGGACCCUGCAUCAUUAUUUCGUGCCUGAUGGAGACUACGAGGAGAAUGAUGACCCGGAGAAGUGCCAGCUGCUCUUCAGGGUGAGUGAUCGCAGGCGCUGCUCCCAGGGGGAAGGGGGCCAAGCCAGUAGCUUGCUGAGCCUCACCCUUCGAGAGGAGUUCACGGUGCUGGGCCGCCAGGUGGAGGAUGCUGGGCGAGUCCUGGAGGGCAUCAGCAAAAGCAUCUCUUAUGACCUGGAUGGGGAAGAGAGCUAUGGCAAGUACCUGAGGCGAGAAUCCCACCAGAUUGGGGAUGCCUACUCCAACUCUGACAAGUCCCUCACUGAGCUGGAAAGCAAGUUCAAGCAGGGCCAGGAGCAGGAUAGCCGGCAGGAAAGCAGACUCAACGAAGACUUCCUGGGGAUGCUGGUCCACACCAGGUCCUUGCUGAAAGAGACGCUGGAUAUCUCUGUGGGGCUCAGAGACAAAUACGAGCUGCUGGCACUCACCAUCAGGAGCCAUGCGACCAGGCUAGGUCGACUGAAAAGCGGCUAUCUGGAGGGUGGGGGACAGAGGGCGGGCUAAAUUUUCCAUUGUAAAUGUUUUGUUUUAUCCAGGUUUGCACUUUCGGAAUGCGUAUGAAGUUGUCUUUACGAAAAGAAAACUUUAAGAGGCUGCGUUAUUCUGAUUCUGGUUUAGUCUUGUACAUUAUUUAUGUUAUUACUGAGGAUUAGUAAUCCCAGGGGUAUUUCCAAAGGCGCUUCACAGUUCCACAGAAUCACUUCUUUCAGCCCCAUCUAAAGGAUGUAUUUUGUGUGGAAGGACUGAUUAACCUUCCUCACCCUGAAGGGGGUGGGGGGGCUUGGUGGGUGGUUCCAUCACUUCUUCAAUCACCUUGGUCUUUCAAGGCUGAGGCGCCUGCUUUUAGAUGAGGUCCCAGGUGUCUUCCAUGUUGCUUGAUUCUCCUCUAGCUCUUAUUUAUUUACAUGUUCUGAGUUGUUUCUGUUUUGUUGUAAGAGUGUUGUUGACAGCUUAUAUGCAAAUCGCCAGCAGUAAGAAGGUCAAGGUUCCCUGUGGGUUUGUGUAAAUCAAGGAUGCAUCAAUUAAGAUAGCAAAGCUUUGGUGUGUGGUGGGGGUUGCAUUUGUGGCAUCUUUCACUGUACCAUCAAAGGAACAGGUUGUUUGAACACACCCCUCAGUGCCUAUGAUUUAUGCUGCCAGUGUAUUCUUUCUUCCAGGGGUAGGGGAGUAUUGCUUCUUUUUUUUGCUUAUUGGAUAUUUGUAUUUCAAGGGGGAUAGAUCUAAUUCUAGAAACCCCUUAACCUAUGUUUUACUAUUCAGCCAAUAAAUAUGUUUUCAUAUAAUA